GAUUAAAAAUAAUUAAAAUGGAAUAAAAUAAAAUAAGAAAAACCUAGAACACUAUAAAUUUGACUUUCGUCUCCUUCAUCCUCGACCAUACCAUACCAUUCGUGAAAGUCAGAAAGGACGAGUCCCUUUUUCUCCUCACUCUCCGGUGGCUGCUGUAACAUCGACGGCGUCACUACUCCACUCCCGAUCUCCCACUGCCUUUGCUCUUCUGUUCGUUGCCAUCAGCCGCUUAAGAAAGGUAUCACUGAGCUUUGAGUAGCUGAAGAAAACCCCCAAAUAAGAUGUCAGGCAGGAAAGAGACAGUUUUGGAUCUCGCUAAGUUUGUGGACAAAGGUGUACAAGUAAAGCUCACUGGUGGUAGACAAGUAACAGGGACUUUAAAAGGAUAUGAUCAGCUGUUGAACCUUGUUCUAGACGAAGCAGUAGAAUUUCUUAGAGAUGCUGAUGAUCCCUUAAAGACAACUGAUCAGACCAGAAGCCUUGGCUUAAUAGUUUGUAGAGGAACUGCUGUGAUGCUUGUGUCUCCAACUGAUGGUACAGAUGAGAUUGCCAACCCUUUUAUCCAGCCAGAUGGAGCAUAGACAGGUCUCUCCUUGCAGUAUCUGACCUUAAUUUCGUAUUCAAUUUCAACUCUCAGACUAUUGAUUUGAAUGUUUUUGUGACAUUAUGGGUCAAAUUUUAACUCUUAGAUCAUGUCAUAUUGGGUCUCAGUAGAGAACCGGAAAUGUAACAUAUGGUAUCUCACCUAUAUGAAUGAGAUUCUGAUA
This is a messenger RNA of Cannabis sativa, 767 nucleotides long. RefSeq names its product sm-like protein LSM7. Bases 282 to 581 code for a protein of 99 amino acids. The record is from RefSeq and is a predicted model, not a curated record. Gene Ontology annotation, molecular function: RNA binding. Gene Ontology annotation, biological process: mRNA splicing, via spliceosome; nuclear-transcribed mRNA catabolic process. Gene Ontology annotation, cellular component: U2-type prespliceosome; U6 snRNP; U12-type spliceosomal complex. NCBI's taxonomy places the organism in Eukaryota, Viridiplantae, Streptophyta, Magnoliopsida, Rosales, Cannabaceae. The transcript is spliced from 5 exons.